AGAUUAGGAUUUCAACCUGUAGAUUUUGAGGGGACACAAGCAUCUAGUCUACAGCAGGCCGCCUGCCUUGUUAACCUCUUUGCAGGUACCACCUGUUCACACCCUGCUCGCUGCCCUUUGCUUGUCUUUACGGCUCAGCACGCGUCACCUCGUUCAUGCCUUCUCUGAUACCACCCCCCUGCAUUCCCACCGACUGCACCUUGUUUACUUCCUUCGAGGCCCUUCAUCCAGUUUGCUGCACAUUUGCUGAGUUGCUUAUUGAAUGUCUCUUUCACUCUUCUGAGCUCUCCGAAGGAAGGGACUGAAUCUAUUUCCUUCACCGAGAAACUUCCUGCGCUUCUGUCGCGAGCCUGACGCUGUGGUGAAACGCCUUUCCCUGUUGUCCACGUCCCAGUGACUCUUGCCAGCGGCCCUAGGAGGUUUCUUUAUCCAAUUUAGCUGAAUUGUUAAAGUCAUGUUUUAACCUUGGUGAGGAUUAUUACUACUGCCCUGGGGCAGUCAUCCCAAGCUGGGGAGUACAAACGACUUCACGUUCGUUAGAAGGGUUCUGAGGUCUGAGAGUGACAAUGGCGGGAAAGUCGUCGCUUUUUAAAGUGAUUCUCCUCGGAGAUGGCGGAGUGGGGAAGAGCUCGCUGAUGAACAGAUACGUGACCAACAAAUUUGACACCCAGCUUUUCCAUACCAUAGGUGUGGAAUUUUUAAAUAAAGAUCUGGAGGUGGAUGGACAUUUUGUUACCAUGCAGAUUUGGGACACGGCCGGCCAGGAGCGGUUCAGAAGCCUGAGGACGCCCUUUUACAGGGGUUCUGACUGUUGCCUGCUCACUUUCAGUGUCGACGAUUCUCAGAGCUUCCAGAACUUGAGUAACUGGAAGAAAGAAUUCAUCUAUUACGCAGACGUGAAAGAGCCCGAAAGCUUUCCCUUUGUGAUCUUGGGUAACAAGAUUGAUGUCAGCGAACGGCAGGUGUCCGCGGAGGAAGCCCAGGCCUGGUGCAAGGACAACGGCGACUAUCCUUACUUUGAAACGAGUGCAAAAGAUGCCACCAACGUCGCGGCGGCCUUCGAGGAGGCAGUUCGAAGAGUGCUCGCCAGCGAGGAUCGGUCGGAUCACCUGAUCCAGACGGACACCGUCAGCCUGCACCGGAAGCCCAAGGCCAGCCCGGCCUGCUGCUGACCGCUCGAGAGGCCGUCCCCCGCGCCUGCGCACAGCAGCAACGGAGAGUCCACUUCUACAAUUAACCGUGUUGCUGCUUCGUUAGUGGGUGGGAGGAGGGGUGCAUCCGCUCUGGAAGAAUCCGUGUCCCCGGUAGUGGCACCUUACAUCUGUAAUCGGUAAUGGUUGUCUAAUAACGUUUAAUUUAAACAUGUAAGUUACAGAGCUAAUAAAUGAGAUGAUCAAGACUUUAAUAAUGAUUAAAACAAAACACUUGAAUAUUCUAGAAGUUACUGGUUUUUUGUUCCCCUGGGAAAAUGGAGAACUACUUUUUAUAUGUGCAUAUUUUUAUGUCAUUAGCCGUCAAUUCCUGGUUGAGGGAAAACUAUUCCCUGAAGCGAUAAUGUUAAAUAUUAAAGAUUAAAAUUGAAUGCA
Messenger RNA from Hyaena hyaena (striped hyena), 1586 nucleotides. RefSeq names its product RAB9A, member RAS oncogene family (gene RAB9A). Gene Ontology annotation, biological process: Rab protein signal transduction; retrograde transport, endosome to Golgi. NCBI's taxonomy places the organism in Eukaryota, Metazoa, Chordata, Mammalia, Carnivora, Hyaenidae. The transcript has 5 exons. The record is from RefSeq and is a predicted model, not a curated record. The coding region runs from base 567 to 1172 and encodes 201 amino acids. Gene Ontology annotation, cellular component: lysosome; late endosome; phagocytic vesicle. Gene Ontology annotation, molecular function: GTP binding; GTPase activity.